GCCACGCAGACUCUCACACAAGUGUUCAACUGAGAAAUACUGUUGGUGAGUUUUUGAUUUUUGCAGAGUUUUGAAGAUCCCUCAUUAUCUGCAAUCAUGAUCCAGUUGCUGAGUGUAGCCAUUGUUGCAGGAUUGUUCUUUGGAUGCUGGACAGAAUGGUUUGACAGAGAUGACCCCUCUGGUGCUGGAGACUGGGAAACCCUCGUUGAACUUCGCAAGGAGUACCCAGGAAAGAUCUGUGCUGACCCAAUAGAUGUUGAGGCUAGAACUCUAACUGGACUCACUGUGGCUGCAGCAGGGGAUGUGAUUUAUGUAAGUGACACAACUGACGGAUUCGUCUGCAGGAACCAGGACCAACCCAAGAAAAAUAUGUGUAAAGAUUAUCGUGUUCGUUUCAGCUGCCCUUCCUCUUUCUGUAAAGGAUGCUGGACAGAAUGGUUUGACAGAGAUGACCCCACUGUAACUGGAGACUGGGAAACCCUCGUUGAACUUCGCAAGGAGUACCCAGGAAAGAUCUGUGCUAACCCAAUAGGUGUUGAGGCCAGAACUCUAUCUGGACUCACUGCGGCUGCAGCAGGGGAUGUGAUUUAUUUAAGUGAUACAACUGCAGGAUUCAUCUGCCGGAACCAGGACCAACCCAAUAAAAAGAGGUGUAAUGAUUAUCGUGUUCGUUUCCUCUGCCCUCCCUCUUUCUGUGAAGUGUGCUGGACCAAGUGGUAUGACCGUGAUGAUCCCAGUGUAACAGGGGACUGGGAGGAUUUGAUUAACUUGAGGAAAGAAAACCCCGGACAAAUCUGUACCAACCCUCUGUCUAUUGAGGCUGUUACCACUGACACACUGACCCCAGCCACCUCCACAGGGCAGACCUUCUUUGUGUACAAUAAAAAUGAAGGAUUUGUUUGCCGCAAAACGGACCAGAAAUCUCGCCAGUGCCGUGACUACAAAGUUCGGUUUGGGUGCCCAUGCUGAUAAGUCCUGACUCUAUAGCUAACACUGAGAAGGAGAAGAAGACACAACACUUA
Messenger RNA from Etheostoma cragini (Arkansas darter), 1022 nucleotides. RefSeq names its product cartilage intermediate layer protein 1-like. The transcript has 9 exons. Lineage: Eukaryota; Metazoa; Chordata; Actinopteri; Perciformes; Percidae. The coding region runs from base 97 to 969 and encodes 290 amino acids. The record is from RefSeq and is a predicted model, not a curated record.